UUUUGCGCCGUGGUUAAGACCAGUUAGUAGCAGUGUGUUCGAGGUCCGGUGCAUACUAUGCAAAAAAAACUUAAAACUCGGAACAAUGGGAGUGAAAGCUUUGGAGACGCACAUGCAGUGUGAAAAACACAAAGUGGCUGCGGAAACCUGUCGGAAAACACCUGGUAUUUACCAGUUCUGCUCCUUCGAGCCCACAACAGUAGGCCUACCACAGAGCGCUGCUGCAUCCCAAACAUCGGCGGCUGCAUCAGCUGCAACUUCAAGCACUGCGGUUUCCGCUCCAGCAGACAUCAGAGCAACGUUUGCCUCUACCACAACACUCAGAGCCGAGGUACUCUGGUGUCUGCAUACGAUAACGAAGCAUCAGUCUUAUACUGCUAACGAAGCUGUCGGUGACGUUUUCCGAACUAUGUUUCCAGACUCUGAAAUCGCUCGUACAUUUAAGUGUGGCAAAGACAAAACCGCAUACAUUGCCAGAUUUGGACUGGCUCCUUACAUAACCAAGCUCCUCGUUGCGGAUGUUAACAAGGAAAAGUUUGUUUUAAUGUUUGAUGAGAGCCUUAAUGAAACGUCCAAAAGAAAGCAGUUGGACUUGCAUGUUCGAUUUUGGGGGCAGGAUUGCGUCCAGUCAAGAUACCUAGGGUCACAAUUCAUGGGACAUGGAACAGCUCAGGAUUUGCUUCACCAUUUCAAAGUAAGUACCAACCCAUCACAAAUCAAAUUUGAAUGUGCAUUGCAGUUGGACUUGAAAAACCUUCUGUCUGUUUCUAUGGAUGGACCAAAUGUUAAUUGGAAGUUUUUAGAUCUCCUGCAACAGGAGCAUCAUGAGCAGUUUGGUGGCACACAGCUAAUUGUGGUGGGGAGCUGUGGCCUCCACACCCUCCACAAUGCCUGCAAACGUGGCUUCUCCAUUUGGCACAUGGAGAAGGUUCUAAGGGCCUUGCACAUACUCUUCCACAAUGCGCCAGCUAGGAGAGAGGAUUUCACGGCUCUAACCAAAUGCACAAAAUUUCCACUUCCAUUCUGUGGACACAGGUGGCUCGAAAAUCUACCAGUCGUGGAGAGAGCUUUGGAGGUUUGGCCAUCAGUGACCAUGUACAUGGAUGCAGUCAGAAAAAAGAAGAUACCAAAUCCAGGAACGGCAUCUUAUGACACUCUUGAAGUUGCUGAAAAAGAUCAUCUUAUCCUGGCAAAGCUACAUUUCUAUAUGGCUAUCACAAGGACUUUCAGUCCUUUUCUUACCUUCUAUCAAACAGAUGUGCCUGUGAUUCCGUUCCUUGCCAAAGACUUGGCUGAGCUGUUGAAGAGUAUGCUGAGGCGUUUUGUCAAGAAAGAAGUACUCAAGGAUAUUAGUCCACUUCAGCUGGUCAGAUUGGAUGUCUGUGACAAUCAGAGCUGGGUCAACCCAAAGGAAGUUAACAUAGGCUUGGGUGCAGAAUCUCUUCUUAAGGAACUACAGAAACAGAAAAAGAUAGGGGAACUCACAGUUCUGGAGUUUAGGAAAGAUUGUCUUAAAAUGAUGUCUACCAUCAUCCAGAAAGUACAGGAAAAGAGCCCAUUAAAGUAUCCUGUAGUGAGGCAGGUGGCCUGUUUGGAUCCCAGCAUGAUGUUAUCUGACCCUGACUGGUGCAAGAGCAACAUGACAAAACUGGUGCAGAAGUUUUUGCAAGCCCAACAGUUGUCAGGAGGUGUCUCUGCUGGUGAUGUGAUAAUCCAGCAGUUUAGUAACAUGUUAUCUGCUGAAAAUGAGACCCUUGUCUCAUACAGAUCCACAGAGACCAGGCUAGAUACGUUCUUGCAUGGUGUACUUGCCGAGCGCUAUGAUGAGUUGUGGGGCUUUUGCAAGAAACUGCUUCUCCUGUCCCAUGGGCAGGCUACAGUGGAGAGGGGAUUCUCCAUUAACAAAGAAGUGGAGACCUGCAAUAUGCAGGAGGAGACAAUGGUCACACAUCGACUGGUAUGCGAUUAUGUCAACAUCUGUGGAGGGCUCCUCAAUGUGCCUAUUUCUAAAGAGUUACUGGCCUCAGCUGCAUCUGCCAGGUCUAGAUAUAGAAUGCACCUGGAUCAGCAGAAGGCUAAGAAAAUUACAGAUGUCCAGGCACAGAAACGGAAAUCUUUAGAAGAAAACAUUGAGCACCUGAAAAAGAAAAAGAAAAUUCUGGUCCAGGUAUCUAUGAGCCUGCAGAGGGAUGCGGAUCAGCUUGCAGAAGAAGCUGAAGGAAAAGCUGGCACCUUGAUGGCACAGCUCAUUACAAAAUCGAACACACUGAGGAAGAGGUAUAAAGAAAAAACAAGUGAAUUACAGCAAAUUGAGACCGAGUUGGAGGCAAAGGGCAAAGAACUGAGAUCAAUACAGUAAAAAACAAAUGUUCAGGUUAAUGGCAUGCAGUGUACUUACUGCUGUGCAGUGUUUGUUUGAAAUCUUCAUAAGCCCAUGGCUGUCAAUAUUAUUCCUAAUGAUUAGUCAGUGCAAAGAAUAUUUUGCAAUUUUGUUUCACUCUUUCUGUAAAUCAAUAAAGAGUUUAAUUGGUUGUGUUGUGUGGUGUUUGCAAAUUUGUUACUACAAAAUUGGUCUUAAAUUUCAUUCUGUACGGUAUUAAAAAGGUCUUAAAAAGUCUUAAAUCUAUCUCGUAGAAACCUG
Clarias gariepinus (North African catfish) is the source of this 2641-nucleotide messenger RNA. RefSeq lists its product as uncharacterized. The transcript is spliced from 5 exons. The record is from RefSeq and is a predicted model, not a curated record. Lineage: Eukaryota; Metazoa; Chordata; Actinopteri; Siluriformes; Clariidae. Bases 86 to 2359 code for a protein of 757 amino acids.